GAUCCUUACCAUGGUACAAUCGUGCUAGCAACUGUGAAAGGAGAUGUACAUGAUAUCGGCAAGAACAUUGUGGGAGUUGUUCUGGGCUGCAACAACUUCAGAGUUAUUGAUUUAGGAGUCAUGACUCCAUGUGAUAAGAUACUGAGAGCCGCUGUUGAGAACAAAGCAGAUAUAAUUGGCCUGUCUGGUCUCAUCACCCCUUCUUUGGAUGAAAUGAUUUUUGUCGCCAAGGAAAUGGAGAGAUUGGCAAUAAAGAUUCCUUUGCUGAUUGGAGGAGCAACUACUUCUAAAACACACACAGCUGUUAAAAUUGCUCCACGAUAUAGUGCACCUGUAAUUCAUGUCCUGGAUGCAUCCAAGAGUGUUGUGGUUUGCUCCCAGCUCUUAGAUGAAAGUGUAAAGGAUGAUUUCUUUGAAGAAAUACUAGAGGAAUAUGAAGAAAUCAGACAAGAACACUAUGAGUCUCUCAAGGAAAGAAGAUACUUGUCUUUAGAACAAGCAAGAAGAAAGGGUUUCCAUAAUGACUGGUUAUCAGGCCAUAAACCAGUUAAACCAAAAUUCAUUGGCACAAAAGUCUUUGAAGAUUAUGACCUGAAGAGGCUGGUAGAAUACAUUGACUGGAAGCCUUUCUUUGAUGUCUGGCAACUUAGGGGAAAGUAUCCCAACCGCGGUUUCCCUAAAGUCUUUAAUGAUAAAACUGUAGGUGAAGAGGCAAAGAGAGUUUAUAAUGAUGCUCAAAAUCUACUGGAAAAGUUGAUUAAUCAAAAGAGAUUACAAGCCAGAGGUGUGGUUGGGUUCUGGCCAGCUCAAAGUGUCCAAGAUGAUAUCCAUUUAUAUGCUGCAGAAGAGGCAGUGGGAUCUUCGGAACCAAUAGCAAAAUUUUAUGGCUUGAGGCAACAGGCUGAAAAGGAUUCUGCCUGCACAGAUCCAUAUUACUGCCUCUCUGACUUCAUAGCACCACUGGAUUCUGGCAUUUGUGACUACUUAGGCCUGUUUGCUGUGGCCUGCUUUGGUGUAGAUGAGUUAUGCAGUGAAUUCAGGAAACAGGAUGAUGAAUACAACAUCAUAAUGGUAAAGGCUCUUGGUGAUCGGUUGGCAGAGGCAUUUGCCGAGGAGCUCCAUGAAAGGGUGCGAAGGGAAUUCUGGGCUUACUGUAGUACUGAGCAGCUGGAUCUCUCUGACCUACGCAGAAUUAAAUAUGUGGGAAUUCGCCCUGCCCCUGGAUAUCCAAGCCAGCCUGACCAUACAGAAAAACUCACCAUGUGGAAACUUGCAAAUAUUGAGGAAACAACAGGAAUUGGUUUGACUGAAUCACUAGCAAUGAUGCCUGCUUCUGCAGUUUCUGGCCUCUACUUUUCCAAUCCCAAAUCCAAAUACUUUGCUGUUGGCAAGAUAUGUAAAGAUCAGGUUGAAGAUUAUGCACUGAGAAAAAAUUUGUCUGUGACAGAGGUGGAGAAAUGGCUGGGACCCAUUUUGGGAUAUGAUACUGAAUAACUGUGACACUUGUGGGCGAACAUUUGCCUUUGAUGGUCUUUUUGUCAGA
Messenger RNA from Nestor notabilis (Kea), 1543 nucleotides. RefSeq names its product methionine synthase-like. Lineage: Eukaryota; Metazoa; Chordata; Aves; Psittaciformes; Psittacidae. The transcript is spliced from 12 exons. Gene Ontology annotation, molecular function: cobalamin binding; metal ion binding; methionine synthase activity. The record is from RefSeq and is a predicted model, not a curated record. The annotation marks the transcript as partial.